Molecule: messenger RNA, 1089 nt
Organism: Clavispora lusitaniae ATCC 42720
Lineage: Eukaryota; Fungi; Ascomycota; Pichiomycetes; Serinales; Metschnikowiaceae
Biological process (GO): late endosome to vacuole transport via multivesicular body sorting pathway
Cellular component (GO): multivesicular body
Source: RefSeq, a predicted model, not a curated record
AUGGAACUUGAAAUCCCCGAAUCCCUCAAAAAAGACAGAGACGUCCACCCAUAUUUGGCUAGAGCUCGAGAAUUACACACAGCACAGCCUGUCGUCAGCUACUUUUGCAAGAUUUAUGUUCUCGAACACAUUCUUUCCAAACAACUCCAUGUCGGAAAUCCAGAAGUCGAGGCUUUCACUGUGGCACUUUUGGACGACACCGAAGCUAUCAAGAAUAGCCACGAGGACGAGAAUGUCCGUGCUGUCCUUGAAAGCAGACAGUUGUCUGUGAAUGUUGUUUUCGCCUUUGCCUUCCGCCUUUUCCAUAGUUGUCUCGAAGAAAUCUCUCAUUAUGAGGCGUCUCGCAAAAUCCUGUUGGCCUCAAAGCUCCGUGCUGCCAUCAAUUUUUUUAAUGUGCUCCAGGUCUUCACAGGCGACCAGGACACAGAAAUAGACUUCGAGAAAACUACUGGAGGAAAGUGCACUUCUAAAGAAGAGUUCAUAGCCUUUGUGCGGGAUAAACUCAAAACGCUUAAAUACCAAUUGAGCCGGCUUAUCAAAGAUGAGAUUCCAGUGGUGGGUGAAGAAGAGGAAUUGCGCCAAUUAGAGUUAGAUGCCCAAGAUGAAGAGAACGAGAAUGAGCAAGAGUCAAAGUCGCCACAAACAUCUGCACCAGAUGUUCCAGAAGACAGUGCACUGUUGAGCUUACCCGGUGUUCCUAGGUUUGAUCCAUCAGAGGAGGACGAUGAUUUAAAACUUCCAGGAGCACCACACUUUUUGCCUGAUGACGAUGUUAGCCAUAUCAACAAGCAAUCGGCAAUCCACAUGAUCCCACCUCAAGACCUGAAGGAGAGCGGGAGUGACAGACCAAAGUCAAUACCAGCGAAAAGCUCUGAGAGUAUCUCGAAGACAGCAAAAUCUUCAAAAGUUGCGACAAAGCUCACCAAAGAAGAUAUCACCUCCAUUAUUGACAGCACCGAACACAUUAGUCAGAUCCAGAAACAUGCGAAGUUUGCCAUUUCAGCGUUAAAUUAUGAGGAUCUCGACACAGCCGAAGAAGAGUUGAAAAAGGGACUCGAGCUUUUGGCACUUGUACGGCAGUCUACUUAA